CCGUCAUCUACGUCCGCACCCACGCGAUGCCCCUCGUCGACCCAAUAAUAAUGUCGACCACCCUCGCCAAAGGCGCCGCCGCGCAGGCGCAAGCACAAGUCGCCUUCUCUAAGACGGCACCGGUCUCGCCUGCUACGACGCUCCGCCCGGUACAGAUCCGACCGACGCCGCUCGCCCAGGCCACGCGCCACGCGCUCCCCGCCCUGCUGGCCGUCCUCUUCAUCGCGCGCUUCCGCCCUCUCGUCACCGACCCCGUCUCGGCCAUGGCCACCGCCCUCCCCUUCGUCGCCGCCCUACAGGUCGCUUACGCCGUGCUCUGUCUCCCCGCUCCGGGCUCGACUCAGACUGGCAGCGGUGGUGGUGGCGGGGCGCGGAAGGCCCCGAAGCUUAGGCCCGGCGAGAGUAUAAAGAGGAGGGCGGGUGCGGACGCGGGUGCGCCCAAUGCUGUUGCUACUUCGCUCCUCUCACUGGUUCUCUCGCUUCUCGUCUCGCCCUUCCUAUACGCGGCCAUGAUCCUAUUCGGCGCGCCCUUCCUCACGCACAGCGCGCAUACCUUCCUGUGCGCGGCGCACCUAGCCGUGCUAACGCUCCUCCCGCUUUUCUUCGUGCACGGCGUGGAUGGGAGUGCCUGGGCGGUUGUAGGCAGCUUUAGCGCGCCUCUCGACGAGACAUUUGGUGGACUGCUAGGAGGCAUGGUGGGAGCUUGGCUUGGGGCCGUGCCAAUCCCGCUGGAUUGGGAUCGCGAGUGGCAGCGGUGGCCGGUUACGAUUCUGUGUGGUCUGUAUGGGGGGGUACGUACUCGGACGAGUUGUGGGAGGGACAUUGGUUUGGGGAAAGAGCUUCUGAGGGCAGAAAUAUAAAAACACGGCGGGUAUAAGUAAGCUGGAGGUGUCGGGGCGGGAGAAGAGUUGGAGGAGAUACCCUUACUGCGCAGGGAUGGACACUGAGAGGGCAUAUUGUAUAUUUCCCAACUGGGUAGUAAACCAUAUAACGCGGAAUAAAUAUCCUCGUCUGGCCACAUGUGAAAAUCAUAACAAUCCCCGAGCUGGAAUGCCCUUCGCGUGUGCAUUAACUACAGAUUGGAAG
This is a messenger RNA of Chaetomium fimeti, 1086 nucleotides long. Its product is annotated as GPI biosynthesis protein family Pig-F-domain-containing protein. Lineage: Eukaryota; Fungi; Ascomycota; Sordariomycetes; Sordariales; Chaetomiaceae. Gene Ontology annotation, biological process: GPI anchor biosynthetic process. The annotation marks the transcript as partial. The transcript is spliced from 2 exons. The record is from RefSeq and is a predicted model, not a curated record. Gene Ontology annotation, cellular component: endoplasmic reticulum membrane.